UCGGACACAUUGACAGCCAGCAAUCCACCCAUGUCUCCGGGCUCCAGCGGGGAAUUGUCCCCCUUUGACUUGUUGGGUGACAUUGGGGAUGUGGGCCCCGGAUCCCCUACAGACGAUGGCCUUGAGGGAAACCAGCAGGAUUCCGGUUCUGGACAGAAAUGGGACGGCCGCACCGAGAUUGCCGAGCAGGCUAAACAUGAAGCUGAGAUUGAGAAUCGGAUUGCGGAGUUACGGAAGGAAGGAUUCUGGACUCCGCGGCGUCUCUCUAAAUUUCCAGAACCAACUCGUCCCAAAGUGCAGUGGGACUACCUGUGUGAGGAGAUGCAAUGGCUGUCUGCGGACUUCGCACAGGAGCGCCGGUGGAAGAGGGGGGUGGCGAGGAAGGUUGUGAGGAUGGUGGUACGACAUCAUGAUGAGCUGAAGCAGAAAGAAGAGCGGGCGCGGCGGGAGGAACAGGCCAAGCUGAGGCGCAUCGCUACGUCCAUCGCUAAGGAAGUGCGUCAGUUCUGGAGCAAUGUGGAAAAGGUGGUCCAGUUUAAGCAGCAGUCUCGCCUGGAAGCCAAGAGGAAGAAGGCUCUGGACCUGCAGCUGGAUUUUAUAGUCGGUCAGACAGAGAAGUAUUCUGACCUCCUGAGCCAGAGUCUGAAUGAGACCAUGCCCAUGAGCAAGACCAGUUCAUCCUGUGUUGGGUCUUCUCAAGGAGGGUCGUUGAGAACCAGUCCAACGCCAUCGAUCUGCCAGAAAGAUGGAGAGUUUCUUCCUCAUGAGGAUGAGGAGGAAGAAGAUGAUGAUGAGGAGACAAUAGAGGUUGAAGAACGUCAGGAUGGAAAUGACGCCGAGUCCCAUCGCCUGGAACUGGAACUUCUCAAACAAGAGAGUGAACUUCCCCUUGACGAGCUCCUUCAGAGCCUUCCUCCUGAGAUCCUUCAAGAAGAGACUGACGUGGAGGGUGCCGAGUCUGAACAUGACGAGUCCUCUUCGGAGGAGGAAGAGGAGGAGGACGUUGUAGUGGAGGAAGAUGACGAGUUCACUGCCAAUGAGGAGGAAGGUCUGUUGUUCCUUGUGGUGAUUUAUGGAGAGUUUCUUCCUCAUGAGGAUGAGGAGGAAGAAGAUGAUGAUGAGGAGACAAUAGAGGUUGAAGAACGUCAGGAUGGAAAUGACGCCGAGUCCCAUCGCCUGGAACUGGAACUUCUCAAACAAGAGAGUGAACUUCCCCUUGACGAGCUCCUUCAGAGCCUUCCUCCUGAGAUCCUUCAAGAAGAGACUGACGUGGAGGGUGCCGAGUCUGAACAUGACGAGUCCUCUUCGGAGGAGGAAGAGGAGGAGGACGUUGUAGUGGAGGAAGAUGACGAGUUCACUGCCAAUGAGGAGGAAGCUGAAGAUGAAGAAGAGACAAUUGCAGCAGAGGAGGCGCUGGAGGGCCAGCAGGACCAUGCCGAGGAGCUCUCACAACUGGCUCGGGAAGGAGAAAUGUCUCUGGAGGACCUCCUGAAGAAGUACUCCGUGGCGCAGACUGAUGAAGAGGAGACGGUGGACCCAAGUGAAAGCAGCCUCAUGUCUGAGCAGGAGACGUUCGAAACCUCGGAAUGUGAUUCAUCUGACUGUGAGUCGGAGGGGGUGGAGUUUCUUGUGAAGCAGGAGGAUGAAGAUGUCGGUACUGACCACUCACAGAAUGAACUCCCAGAACCUAAAAAAGAGAUCACUGAUAUCGCGGCUACGGCGGAAUCACUGCAGCCUAAGGGGUACACGUUGGCCACCACACAGGUGAAGACCUCCGUUCCCUUCCUCCUGCGCGGGGACCUGCGGGAAUACCAGCACAUCGGCCUGGAGUGGCUGGUGACCAUGUAUGAGAAGAAGCUGAAUGGGAUAUUGGCGGAUGAGAUGGGGCUGGGCAAAACUAUCCAGACCAUCUCGCUGCUGGCUCACCUGGCCUGUGAUCGAGGUAAAUUCCCGGGGGACCCCCUCUAA
Messenger RNA from Nanorana parkeri, 1968 nucleotides. RefSeq names its product helicase SRCAP-like. Lineage: Eukaryota; Metazoa; Chordata; Amphibia; Anura; Dicroglossidae. The coding region runs from base 31 to 1968 and encodes 645 amino acids. The transcript is spliced from 12 exons. The record is from RefSeq and is a predicted model, not a curated record. Gene Ontology annotation, molecular function: ATP-dependent chromatin remodeler activity; histone binding; ATP binding. Gene Ontology annotation, cellular component: Swr1 complex.